CACGCUCCAACAUGGCCUUCGAUAGACAAUCCGCCAUUUCUGUGCCGCUAUUCGGCAGCCAGAUUGACGAUGACGGCCCCGAUGGCAUGCAGCCGUCGCGCAUAGAGCAAGCGCUCGUCGACUUCAUUAUGGAGUUCCACAUCAACAAUGUCUUUGUAUACAGAGACCAGAUACGGGAGAAUGUCUUGGUGAAGCAAUUCUACUGCGACAUCGACGUUGCGCAUUUGAUCUCCUACAACGAGGAACUAGCACACCGACUGCAGAAUGAACCCGCCGAUAUAAUACCCUUGUUCGAAUCUGCGCUGAGAAUCUGCACACAACGAAUCGUUUUCCCCUCCGAUCGGAAAAUGCUUAGGGAGCUACCCCAGCACCAACUCCUUCUACAUUCAGGAGCUUCUGAGCUCUCCAUACGAGAUCUUGCCGCUACUAGUGUUUCACAUCUUGUGCGAAUACCCGGCAUCAUUAUCAGCGCCACCGUCCUGGCCUCAAAAGCCACCGCUCUCCAUAUUCAAUGUCGGAACUGCAAGGACGAGCUGGACUACCCGAUCUCUGGAGGUGUCGCAGGUGUGACCCUUCCUCGAACAUGUAGAGCUGGACAAAAGAAGCCCGAUGGGCUGGGAAAGGCAGAGGACAACGCACCCUGUCCUAUGGACCCAUAUGUCGUUGUGCACGAGAAGAGCCAGUUUAUCGACCAGCAAAUUCUGAAGCUUCAAGAGGCGCCCGACCACGUCCCGGUGGGAGAGCUACCACGAUCUAUCGUAGUCUCCGCAGACCGAUAUCUUGCGAAUCGCGUCGUCCCGGGGUCUCGGUGCACGGUCAUGGGUGUGUACUCGAUCUAUUCACAGAAGGCGUCCAAGCAGGCGCAGAAAUCAGCUGUGGCCAUUCGAAACCCAUAUCUGCGAGCUGUAGGCAUUACAGCUGAUGUUGAUCACUCCAUGAAAGGCAAUGCAACAUUCUCAGAAGCGGAAGAGCAGGAAUUCUUGGAAUUAAGUCGGAGGCCGGAUCUUUACGAGGUCUUCGCGAGCUGCAUUGCCCCUUCGAUCUACGGAAACAAGGACAUUAAGAAAGCUAUUGCCUGUCUGCUGAUGGGUGGCUCUAAGAAGAUUCUCCCCGAUGGAAUGAAACUUCGUGGCGACAUCAACGUGUUACUACUCGGUGAUCCUGGCACGGCCAAAUCGCAGUUACUCAAAUUCGUUGAGAAAGCUGCUCCUAUUGCGAUCUACACUUCCGGAAAAGGUUCGUCCGCAGCGGGUCUGACAGCUUCAGUGCAGCGCGAGCACACUACACGAGAAUUUUACCUUGAAGGUGGAGCUAUGGUACUCGCAGACGGUGGUGUUGUUUGUAUUGAUGAGUUUGAUAAGAUGCGGGAUGAGGACCGAGUUGCUAUUCAUGAGGCCAUGGAACAACAGACCAUCUCCAUUGCUAAAGCCGGCAUCACAACAAUCCUAAACGCCCGCACAUCUGUACUCGCUGCCGCCAAUCCGAUCUUUGGACGCUACGAUGAUCUCAAGACACCCGGGGAGAACAUCGAUUUCCAGACAACCAUUCUCUCUCGUUUUGACAUGAUCUUCAUCGUUCGUGAUGAGCACGAGCGUGGUCGUGAUGAGAAGAUGGCGAAGCAUGUUAUGAACAUCCACAUGGGUGGACGGGGCGCAGAAGAUCAGGUACAGGCUGAAAUCCCCGUUGACAAGAUGAAGCGGUACAUCAGCUACUGCAAACAAAAAUGCGCGCCCCGUCUCUCCCCCGAGGCCGCAGAAAAGCUCUCUUCUCAUUUCGUGUCCAUCCGUCGCCAGGUCCAUGCUGCUGAAUUGUCGGCGAAUGCCCGCUCUAGUAUUCCCAUCACUGUUCGUCAGCUUGAAGCUAUUAUCCGUAUCACCGAGUCCCUUGCGAAACUCUCGCUCUCUCCCAUUGCAAACGAGGCUCAUGUGGAUGAAGCUAUUCGACUGUUCUUGGCCUCGACCAUGGACGCCGUCAGCCAAGGUGAAGGCCAGGGGAGCAAGGAACUGAACGACGAGAUGAUGAAGGUCGAAGAGGAACUAAGAAGGCGAUUGCCUAUUGGUUGGAACACCAGCUUAGCGACUCUUAAGCGCGAGUUCGUAGAUGGGAAGGGGUAUAGCGAGCAGGCUCUCAACCGGGCAUUGAUCGUUAUGCAGAGGCGAGAGACUAUUCAGUUCAGGCGUGGGGGCGCACAGGUGCAUCGGAGUGGAGCAUAGGUUGGUUUCUCCGGAAUCGGUGGCGCUUUUGGGCUUUCAGGGGUGUUGCUGGAUAUGGUGCGAUUGGGAUUGUAUACCAUGGAUGAUGAUGCUGGGAUGUUUAUGUGGGUAGACAUACGCUGCUGUCGCACGUCAUGACGUUUGAUGGCCGGCUUACGAAAAUAACCCUAGGUAUCAAGAGAGCUUUUGAUCGCUGGCAGGCUAUCUUGAUCAUUGGGCGUGAGAAUCUAUCCUUGCGCUACGCUGAAACCCACCUACAGGCUAUUCGUUACACGAUCUCGAGGGGAGAACGCGGCGCUGGAAGCCAGCAAAAGAAAUCUUCUUAGCUCUUUCAAGUCUGCUUUACGCGGUAUCUACGAUACGAUCUUACCAGCACUUGCGAGGGGGAUCUGAUAGCUUGGGGGCCUGCUUAGAAGUCAGCCUUGAG
Mytilinidion resinicola is the source of this 2640-nucleotide messenger RNA. Its product is annotated as DNA replication licensing factor mcm5. The transcript has 4 exons. Gene Ontology annotation, biological process: DNA replication; double-strand break repair via break-induced replication; DNA replication initiation. Gene Ontology annotation, cellular component: nucleus; MCM complex. NCBI's taxonomy places the organism in Eukaryota, Fungi, Ascomycota, Dothideomycetes, Mytilinidiales, Mytilinidiaceae. Gene Ontology annotation, molecular function: single-stranded DNA helicase activity; single-stranded DNA binding; DNA replication origin binding. The coding region runs from base 12 to 2213 and encodes 733 amino acids. The record is from RefSeq and is a predicted model, not a curated record.